AUGUCCGCUGCUGAAUACUACAAGGGAACUCAUAACUCGCAACCUCAUUAUUCGAGCCCCGGGGGCCCUCCACCGGGCCAUCAAGUUGACAAUAGAGGUUUUUUUAACUCGAAUCAGCAACAGCAGCCACAACAGGCGUAUUAUGGUCACCAACAACAACAAUACUAUGCAAACCCUCCUCCGAACUACAAUCAGCAGCAGCAUUACUACCCUCAGCAACAACAGCAGCCGGGUUAUUACAACCAACAGCAACCUGUUUACGUGCAGCAAAAGCCUCCCACCAACAAUAAUGCAGACUGCCUAACGGCGUGUCUCGCUGGUAUGUGUCUAUGCUGCACAUUAGAUCUUCUAUUUUAA
Lachancea lanzarotensis is the source of this 357-nucleotide messenger RNA. RefSeq names its product LALA0S01e01508g1_1. The coding region runs from base 1 to 357 and encodes 118 amino acids. Lineage: Eukaryota; Fungi; Ascomycota; Saccharomycetes; Saccharomycetales; Saccharomycetaceae. The record is from RefSeq and is a predicted model, not a curated record. The transcript is spliced from 2 exons.